Molecule: messenger RNA, 2135 nt
Organism: Chironomus riparius
Lineage: Eukaryota; Metazoa; Arthropoda; Insecta; Diptera; Chironomidae
Source: the annotation of a GenBank genome assembly
AAAAAAAAUAAUAUUUUGUGCAUAUUCUAGUCAAAAAAAGAAAGAAAUUGUAAUAAAAAUAAAAAUAAUAAUAAAAAGUCAUGGAGACAAUUGAGGAGAUAAUUGAACAAGAAAUAGCAGAGCCAUUGGUUGAGGAAUCACAUCACACACAUCACAUACAGCAUCGUACUCAUCGUCAUCAUCAUAAUGGCUCAAUUGUUAUGGUAAAUACUCAAACUGGACACUUGAUACAUCGCGGUGGACAUGAGAUGAAUAAUAAUGAGCAAUUAGACCAUCAACGUGGUCGAAUAAUCACACAUGCAAGUCAGGCUGUUUCUGGUCUUGACAUGGUCAAACAAGAGCAUCCAUGCGUUGAUGUUGACAACCAACUCGAUCACCACUCAUCCCAGCAACACCACCAUCAGAAGCAAGAGACACUUUCAGUGAUUGUACAACCGCACGAUGAUUCGCGUGAUUCACAAAUUCUCAGUCCUGGCUCAGGACCAUGUACAGAAAUAAUUGAUGCAUCGGAUUUUCGUGCGAUGAAUGAGCCAACAUACCAGACAUUAACGUCAGUGAAUGGACGAAUGUCACCGCCAGGUUUUAGUCCAAAUUCAAGUUAUGCAACACUCACGCCACUUCAGCCUUUGCCACCUAUAUCGACUAUGUCGGAUAAGUUUGCUUACGGACAUGGACAUGGUCUCGGUGUAAACUCACCAUACACAUACGACAAAUCACCAUCGAUGGACAUAUCACCACCACAUAGCUACUCACCAAUUCCACAAUCAAUUUACAGUCAAAAUGGCCUUCCAUCACCUCAGAAAAGCAUGUCACCGGGAUACGAGUCUCCUUAUCAUCGUGACUUGCUAGCCUCAACACCAACAUCAAUACGUCAAAAUGGCAAUGGAAAUGGAAAUCCAAAUUUAGGUGAUCAAGCAUCGCCCGCAUCACCUCCACACAGUUACUCACCAAUACCCGACUCAAUAUACAAUGGAAUUCGACAAAAUGGAAGCAAUGGUCAACAACAGCAAAAUAUCUCAAUUACAACAUCCGCACCGAGUCCAACGUUGAGUGCACAAUCGGCUGAAUUGCAUUCACCGGUGGAUCAACAUAUGGAUAAAUUAUGGAAUGGUAAAAUGAUGGAAUCGCCAUCUAAUAUACAUCAUAAUGGUUCACAAUCUGGAUUUGUACAAAUUGGUGGUAAUGGUGGUCAACAACAACAGCAACAACAUCAUUUAACAUCACAACAGCAGCAGCCGCAUCAUCAUCACAAUCAAAAUAAUCGUGAGCUUCUCAGUGGAAGUAGUAGUGUGUCGCCCGUACCACCAAUGAUUCAGAGAAGCGAAAACACCGGAAGCAAUAGCAACACAACGUCAGGUGCAAUUCCAACAAAGAGCAGUAAAUUAUCAUCAAGUUCGCUAUCGUUAUCGAAUGAUGUUGAAGAAAUUAAUACUAAAGAAUUAGCACAGCGCAUCAGUGCUGAGUUGAAAAGAUAUAGCAUACCGCAAGCAAUUUUCGCACAACGUGUCUUGUGUCGAUCGCAGGGGACCUUGUCUGACUUGCUAAGAAACCCAAAGCCAUGGUCGAAAUUGAAGUCUGGACGAGAAACCUUCAGGAGAAUGGCAAAAUGGCUUCAAGAGCCAGAAUAUCAGAGAAUGUCGGCACUCAGACUAGCAGCUGCCCAAAUUCCACAAAGAGGAAUAAAACCAUCUCAAAAUUUUGAUGUCUACUCAUCUGAUGGUGCAGGCUGCAAGCGAAAGGAGGAGCCUGAUCAUGUGCAGACACCAAAGAAACCACGAUUGGUCUUUACUGAUCUACAGAGACGUACCUUACAAGCAAUAUUUAAAGAAACAAAACGUCCGUCCAAGGAAAUGGUCGUGACAAUUGCUCGCCAGCUCUGCUUGCAAGCCACAACAGUUGGAAAUUUCUUUAUGAAUUCCCGCCGACGCUCGUCUGACAAAUGGCAAGAGGAAUCGCACGAUGAUGGUGACGAUGGAACUCAAAAUAAUGAUGAUGAUGACGACGAUACCGGUGAUGAUGAAUGUCAAAUGGAUGCAGUACAACAGCAGGCAACAAAACAACAAAUUCAAUAUCAUUUACAGCAACAUCAUGCACAACAGCAGGCAGCACAGAAUGCGGCGCAUGAUGAGAUGUGA